AAAAAAAAAAAAAAAAAAGACUGCGCGCAAGGUAAGGAGCGGGAGACUGAGGCAGGAAGGUUGGAGCUGGCCAGGGGCCACCCGCCAAAUGUCACCCGGGGGUGCGCGUGGGCGGGGGCAAAGCUUCAGCGCUUGGCUGGCGGUUGGUCCUGCGCUGGCGGUUGGUCCUGCUCGCGGCUAGCAGGACCCCCUAGGUCUCGAGGGACGGAUUCUAAACCACUGCACGUUGCCCAGGAGACCCCAGUGAUGGCACUGUGGACUCGCCUGUAUGGCCGCGUCCUGGAAAGCUCUAGGGUGAUGCCCACCAUCAGUGAAGAAGGCCCUUCAGGAGGAAGUGAAAACCAUGGAUCUGGCUGCCCUUCACAACCAGAUGCAGAUUCCCAUUUUGAACAGCACAUGAUGUCCAUGCUAGAAGAAACAGACAUUGCUCAGAGCACACUGAUAGAGACUCAAGAAACAUUGGCGUUGACCCAGGGGAAAUUACUCGAGGUUGGUCAUGAGAGAGAUUCGUUGCAGAGACAACUCAAUACUGCGCUUCCACAGGAGUUUUCAACGCUUGCAAAAGAGCUCAACAUUUGCAGGGAACAGCUGCUUGAGAAGGAAAAAGAAAUUGCUGAACUAAAAGCAGAAAGGAACAACAUGAGGCUGUUCCUGGAACAUCUGGAGUUCCUUGUCUCCAGGCAUGAACGCUCUCUCGAAACGACUGUGAUGAAGCGGCAGGCGCGGUGUCCUGCAGAUGUGUCCACAGAGAUGGAAGUGCUAAAAGCACUGACAUUCUUAUUUGACCACCACAAGACCCUGGACAAAGAGGUGCGAGAGCAAUUACGUGUAGCACUGCAAAGGUGCAGCUUGCUGGAAGAGGAACUGGGCGCCACGCACAAGGAGCUAAUGGCUCUUAAAAAACAGAAUAAUGAGAAAAAAUCACCAAGAGAUGGAGUGCUUGACCAUGAACAAGAAGAAACACCAAGCACUAAUGGAAAGUUGCUAGCUUGCAGAGAAGAAGAACGAGAUGACAAGACAACGAUAAAAUGUGAAACUUCCCCUCUCUCCUCUCCGAAGUCCCUUCAGCUAGACAGGCUGCACACAGGGGCGUUGCAAAUAGUCAGCCACGAGGACAUCAGGGACAUGCAAAAAUCAAAAAGUGCCCAGGAUGGUCCUGUGAGCAAUCCCAGUAGCAGUGACAGCAGGCAGGACUCGCCCCACAAAGCCCCAAAGAAGAAGGGCAUCAAGUCCUCCAUUGGUCGUUUGUUUGGCAAAAAGGAAAAGGGUCGGCCUGGACAAACUGGCAAAGAAUCACCAGGACAAGAAACCUCAUCUCAGGAUGCGUACCGACUUAGCAAAUUGGGAGGAAAGGCUGAAAAAAAUCGAAAAUUUCAAAAAAACUCAACAGGCUCCCAGGAAGGUCCUGUGAACAAUGCCAGUACCAGUGACAGCAGGCAGGACGCGCUCCACAAAGCCCCAAAGAAGAAGAGCAUCAAGUCCUCCACUGGUCGUUUGUUUGGCAAAAAGAAAAAGGGUCCACCUGGACAAACUGGCAAAGAAUCACCAAGACAAGGUGGGCCGGUUUUAGGCAGCUGUCCUAACUGCUGGGAUUGGGAGAGCGUGAGCUUUUUCCUAUGUACCUGCCACAGGUGUCCAGUGCCCACAAGGAAUCAUUCCCAGGAAGGUCCUGUGAACAAUGCCAGUACCAGUGACAGCAGGCAGGACGCGCUCCACAAAGCCCCAAAGAAGAAGAGCAUCAAGUCCUCCACUGGUCGUUUGUUUGGCAAAAAGGAAAAGGGUCCGCCUGGACAAACUGGCAAAGAAUCACCAAGACAAGCCGUUGUUUCUGAAACGGAAAACUCAUCUCAUGAUGCCUUCCAACUUAGCAAAUUGGGAGGAAAGGAUGAAAAAAAUCAUCAACUUCAAAAAAAGCCUGAGUUGCUGGAGGAAGCCCAGAGGCAAGGCUUACCAUUUUCACAGUGGGACGGGCCAACCGUGGUUGAAUGGCUGGAGCUCUGGGUUGGGAUGCCUGCUUGCUAUGUGGCUGCCUGCAGAGCAAAUGUGAAAAGUGGGGCCAUCAUGUCAGCUCUGUCAGACAGACAGAUCCAGCAAGAGAUUGGCAUCAGCCACCCUCUGCACAGACUGAAGCUGCGGCUGGCCAUCCAGGAAACCCUGUGGCUCACCAGCCCUUCGGCUCCACCCACAUUGAAAAAGACCACAGGAAAUGUCUGGUUAACACAUGAAGAGAUGGAAACACUCGCAGCCACAUCUCAGAUGGAAGAUGAGGAGGGAAGCUGGAUUCAGACACUUGCAUAUGGGGACAUGGACCACGAGUGGAUUGGCAAUGAGUGGCUGCCCAGCCUGGGCCUACCUCAGUACCGAAGCUAUUUCAUGGAGUGCCUUGUGGAUGCUCGGAUGCUGGACCACCUGACCAGGAAAGACCUGCGGGGGCGGCUGAAAAUGGUUGACAGUUUUCACAGGAACAGCUUCCAGUGUGGACUUAUGUGCCUGAAAAGGUUAAAUUAUGAUCGUAAAGAACUGGAAAGAAGAAGAGAAGAAAGUCAGCAUGUAGUUAAAGAUGUGCUUGUUUGGAGCAAUGAUCGAGUGAUUCGCUGGGUCAUAUCCAUUGGCCUUAAAGAAUAUGCAAACAACCUCAUAGAGAGUGGGGUUCAUGGCGCACAGCUGGCCUUAGAUGAAGCCUUCGAUUACAACACAUUGGCCCUGUUGUUACAGAUCCCGACAGAGAACAGAAAGGCUCGAAAUGUCUUGGACAAAGAAUUUGCCGACCUUUUGGUCCUUGGGACUGUCAGACGUUUUGAUGUUGAGCAUGACAAACACUUUAGGAGAGCACCUUCAUGGAGAGAGAAGGUUAGAGAAAAGGCCAUUCAUGGCGUGGCAACUGGGUCAUCAGAGACACUCCCUGCAAACUUCCGAGUCUCUUCUUCCAAGUCUUCCCACUCUGUGCAGCCCAAUGAGAUCCAGAUGGAUGGCAGUGUAUCAGAAACACAGAAGUUGGAUUCUGCGACAGUCAGGACUUCCUCCCGUUAAGCCUCCUGUUGGUGAGUAGAGAGCAGCGUAAUCCCUGGAGAUCAUCCCUGUACAGCAGGGUGAAGCUGUAACAGGGCUAACAGUGUGGGUUUAGACCAUGCCAAUUUACAUGGGGAACUUCAAAAUGACAGAAAUAGUAGCUCUGUACCCAUCAAGGCGAUUUUGGUUUUUAGCUGACCAUAAAGAGGGCUGUGUGUCAUUUUUGUUCUGUUAACUUUUAUUUUUAUUAGUAAGUUAGUUGUACUUAAAUUCAUCAUGGAGAGUUGGUACCUGUACUAGGACAUCUUAAAUCUUUUUACCUCCCCUCUCCUGUGUCCCUUGUGUCUCCAGUUUUAAAGAAAAACACGUGCCACUGAGUAAAUCCUGGAAAAACAGGACUUUUUGUCUUGUAAGCUGACAAUAAAUUGCACCUUGAGCAAUC
Cavia porcellus (domestic guinea pig) is the source of this 3451-nucleotide messenger RNA. Its product is annotated as liprin-alpha-1-like. Lineage: Eukaryota; Metazoa; Chordata; Mammalia; Rodentia; Caviidae. Gene Ontology annotation, biological process: synapse organization. The transcript has 22 exons. The record is from RefSeq and is a predicted model, not a curated record. Gene Ontology annotation, molecular function: protein binding. Gene Ontology annotation, cellular component: presynaptic active zone. The coding region runs from base 247 to 3030 and encodes 927 amino acids.